Gorilla gorilla gorilla (western lowland gorilla) is the source of this 2170-nucleotide messenger RNA. It is a transcript of the gene EEF1E1, whose product is annotated as eukaryotic translation elongation factor 1 epsilon 1. The transcript is spliced from 4 exons. The record is from RefSeq and is a predicted model, not a curated record. Gene Ontology annotation, biological process: positive regulation of DNA damage response, signal transduction by p53 class mediator. Lineage: Eukaryota; Metazoa; Chordata; Mammalia; Primates; Hominidae. Gene Ontology annotation, cellular component: aminoacyl-tRNA synthetase multienzyme complex; nucleus; cytoplasm. Bases 86 to 610 code for a protein of 174 amino acids.
UUGCAGGAGUGGGACUUCUGUUUCCACCAAUGCGGGAGGUUCUUGUUCUGCAGGUCUCGCGUCUGCCAGGAGCUACGGCCGGAAGAUGGCGGCGGCCGCAGAGUUGUCGCUACUGGAGAAGUCCCUGGGACUGAAUAAGGGGAAUAAAUACAGUGCUCAGGGCGAGCGACAGAUUCCAGUUCUUCAGACAAACAAUGGUCCAAGUCUAACAGGAUUGACUACUAUAGCAGCUCAUCUAGUCAAGCAAGCCAACAAAGAAUAUUUGCUGGGGAGUACUGCAGAAGAAAAAGCAAUCGUUCAGCAGUGGUUAGAAUACAGGGUCACUCAAGUAGAUGGACACUCCAGUAAAAAUGACAUCCACACACUGUUGAAGGAUCUUAAUUCAUAUCUUGAAGAUAAAGUCUACCUUACAGGGUAUAACUUUACAUUAGCAGAUAUACUAUUGUACUAUGGACUUCAUCGCUUUAUAGUUGACCUGACAGUUCAAGAAAAGGAGAAAUAUCUUAAUGUGUCUCGCUGGUUUUGUCACAUUCAGCAUUAUCCAGGCAUCAGGCAACAUCUGUCUAGUGUUGUCUUCAUCAAGAACAGACUAUAUACUAAUUCUCACUAGAAGCUGUCCAUGCCAUACAGAAGAUCUAUUAAAAACGUUUUAAAUGGAAAACAUACUCUAGACCACAGGACUAAUGUAAAUUAAUAUACAGUCAUUCAUUAUUUGUUGAAGUUGAUAGAAUUUUUGAAGUGUAAACUUGUGUCUGAAUGUUUUAUUUGUUCUUUAGUUGAAGUUUUGCAAUUUUUAUGUCAAAAUUCAAUUGCUAUUAAACAAGUUGAGAUCAAGUUAUAAAUUAACCUUGUUUUUAAUAGAUGACAUUUAUUUCAAUAAAAGUUGCAAAUCGGGCUUAAUCUUAAAAUUGGUGGUCAUUUCAAUGGUUGACAUAUUUGGCUAUUUAUUAACCUCUCUUUCAUAUUCUAAAAUUCAUUUUCCCCUUAUGGAUAUUUAUGGUAGUUUGUUAAGAACUGUGAUAAAUUGUGCCAAGGAAGCCAAAAGGGAAGACGGAUGGAUUUGUUUUAAAAUAUUUAUGUGAGCUAGUAAAUGUGGUUGAAAAAAUAUUUUUUCGUCGUUUCUUUCUUUCUGUAGUCAGUACUCAUUGGGGUGAAACUAACUACUGAACUGCCCUACGGGAAACUGGAGUAAGAUACAUUCCUCUUGAGUUAAUGAUUCUUUUUUGUUGUUGGGCUUAUUGUAAUAUGCAGUGGCCAAAAAGAGAUGGGAAAUUCUUCCUCCUGUAAGGAGGAAAAUAAAAAAGAGAUGGGAAAGUCUUACUGUCUCACUAAUUUUGGAUUUUUAAUUACUAGAUUUUUUCUAAACUGAAAGCCAACUCUCAUGGAAAGACUGCUGUUAAAGUGCUGUGUGAAGAACAGAGGCACUUUAUUAAAAGAUCUGUAUAUUUGAUAACUUGCUGGUUGAAUAAAUAAUAGUUAUCAUAGAGCUAAAGACCUUAUCUUUACAAAUAAUGAGAAAAAUGGGGUCUUCGGGGGCUUUCCCGUUUAAUGCUACUUAAUGUUUUGGUGUUGAUGCUGAGUCUGACCAGUGGACCCUUCAAAGUUCUAGCAGAACUUUAAACAAAGCAGUCAAUCAUAUUUUCUUAAUUUCUACAAAUAAAAAGAUAAUGCUAAAUAAGGAUUAAAGUAGACAACAUGAAGAAAAAUGCCUAGUAUGUAGCUCUUGGCAAUCAGUAAGGUUAGUUUCCUUUCUCUUCUCCAGGCAAAUCAUGAUUGUUUUGUUUAUAAGAAAAUGAGGAUUGUAACAGGCCCCCAUGUUUGUCUCUGAAGUGACUGAGUCAGGAGACUUCACAGGCCAGGUGUGUGGGCACAGGCACGCCUCAUUUUACUGCAUCUUCAUCUUCAACACGUGGAAGGUUUGUGGCAACCCUGCUUCGAGCGAGACUAUUGGCACCAUUUUUCCGUCAGCUUGUGCUUGCUUCAUGUCUCUGUGUCACAUUUUGGUAAUUCUCACAUUAUUUUGAAUUUUUUUCAUUACUCUAUCUGUUAACAGUGAUCUGUGUCCCAUGAUCUUUGUUACUAUUGUUAUUAUUUUUGGGGUGCCACAAGCCAUGCCCAUAUAAGACUUCAGACUUAAUAAAUGUUGUGUGUGUUCUGACUGCUCCACUGA